AUGAGCAAAACAGACCAAUCCGCCACGAAGAAACGAAAGGCUGCCCUCGAAGAGGAUGCUGCAGCUGAACCACACACUGAGAAUCAUCACUCUCUCCGAAAAUCAUCUUCAACAAAAAAGAAAAAGAAGGAUGACUCUAGAGAACAACCAACAACACAAGUAACAGCCACCGUCGUUGAGUUUUCCGAACAAGAAUUGAAACAACUCGGACAUGUGGUUGAUGAAUUCUUUGAAUACAAUAGAGUGGUUCUGCAUCAAAUGGUUACAGUCUCAGAGUUGUUGAAUCGACUCGAGUAUUAUCCUGCAUAUUCGGAGUUUAUGAAAUCUCAUUUUGAAUAUCGAGAAUAUCAAGAAAAGAAGAAACCAAUUAGGAGUGUGGUAUCGGGAAUUGUCAAGGCUGCAGUACAUCGAAUUGCUUCCUCCUUCAAACAAAAAGAUGUUGUUUCUAAAUUGUAUCCUGAAGAGUUUGACCAUUCAUUAUUCUUUGUGAAGAGGCGAGUUCGUAUGACCUAUCCAUUAUAUGAUUAUGGUGGAAUUUAUCAAACACAUAUGGCACUGACAAGUGGAAGUGAAUUUUUAUUGUCUUCAGAAGAAAAACAAGAAAAAAAGUCUGAACAAACAGAAAUGGAAAAACUCAUUGAGAAACAGCUUUUUGAUAGAGUGUUUCAUCUUGUGGAUGGUUAUGACGUUAAAUUGAGAGGAUUUGUGAUGGGUGUUGAAAAUGUGAAAAUUCUAGAGGAAGGCUCCGUGAUACAAUUUGAGACAAAUCCAUCGGUCGCUUCGGUGUGCAUUGCAGCCACAUUCAUUUUGUUUGCCCCAACAUUUGGCACGGUAUUGAGAGGAACCAUCACGGGCAUCAACACAGCAAAGAAACAAGCCUACUGCAAAGUGUUAGGUCUUUUUAAUUGUUCCGUUUCCGUUCCAAAUGUUAGCAUUUUGCACGAGUUGGUUUCAGGACAACACAUUCAAUUUCAUGUCACGUACUGUGGAUCCGAUAGGGGAGACUUGAAACUCGAAGGAAUCAUGUUUGAAGAGGAUGGUAUUGUGCAGGAAGAGAAAGCUGCCCGCGAAGAACCAAAGACAGUCGAAGAAGAAUUCCGAUUUGAUGAAAAUGAACUACCAUUCCAGUAA
Messenger RNA from Naegleria fowleri, 1131 nucleotides. RefSeq lists its product as uncharacterized. Lineage: Eukaryota; Heterolobosea; Eutetramitea; Acrasida; Naegleriidae. The record is from RefSeq and is a predicted model, not a curated record. Bases 1 to 1131 code for a protein of 376 amino acids. The transcript has a single exon.